Messenger RNA from Dunckerocampus dactyliophorus (ringed pipefish), 658 nucleotides. RefSeq names its product smx5 (gene lsm2). Gene Ontology annotation, cellular component: Lsm1-7-Pat1 complex; catalytic step 2 spliceosome; U6 snRNP. The coding region runs from base 79 to 366 and encodes 95 amino acids. Gene Ontology annotation, molecular function: RNA binding. The record is from RefSeq and is a predicted model, not a curated record. Lineage: Eukaryota; Metazoa; Chordata; Actinopteri; Syngnathiformes; Syngnathidae. Gene Ontology annotation, biological process: mRNA splicing, via spliceosome. The transcript is spliced from 5 exons.
UCUGUCGCGAGUAUGUGACGUCACGCGCGUCACUGACAUCAGACCGAACGCCGCAAAACUCAAACCGGAGUAGCAACAAUGCUUUUCUACUCGUUCUUCAAGUCGCUGGUGGGCAAAGAUGUGGUGGUGGAGCUAAAGAACGACCUGAGCAUAUGUGGAACUCUUCAUUCAGUUGACCAGUACCUAAACAUCAAGCUCACAGACAUCAGCGUGACAGACCCAGAGAAAUAUCCACACAUGUUGUCCGUUAAAAACUGUUUCAUCCGCGGCUCGGUGGUGCGCUACGUGCAGCUGCCCGCCGAUGAAGUGGACACGCAGCUCCUCCAGGACGCCGCACGCAAAGAAGCCAUGCAGCAGAAGCAGUGAUGACCUGGCGGGUGAGGGUUCAUCUCAGCCGUUAUUGUUUCCACCACACAGGACUUCUUUGCUGUUAUUAUUAUCAUUAUUAUUAUGUUAUUAUGAGAGGAAAUAUCCCCAGUUUUAUUUCACGUGGAAAAAGGUUGGGGUCCGGCAGAAUCACUUGUCAGCGUUAUGUUGAAGCAUAACUUUAUUAGUUUAACUUUUUUUUUUUUAGACGGUUUGUCAUGUGACCUUACUUUUGGUCUUAUUUUGUAAAUGACUGCAUUUGUAGGAAAUAAAAAUACAAAAUGUCACACCA